CACCAAUUGCGAUGAAUACGAUACUGCCUGAGGAGCAGAUAGAAGUUUCAUCUUCAUGACACUCAUUAAAUUUGACAAGUUUCAUCGACAUUGGCGCCAGACCACUUUUCCACGCGCCACCCUGUACAUUACGCGUGCGUAGUAUGAGCGUAACGAUCCCUCGUAAGUGCGAGAGAGAAAGGAGGACACACAGAAGCGAAAGGAAGAAAGAGAUCGAAAAGGGAGGAGAAAGAGGGGUGAACGUCUCGCUCGCCGAGGGGUGUCGCGGGGCAACAGAUGUCCUUCCGCAUGACGCACGCGGGGUGCUCGUCCCUCGCGGAGAGGUAGUCUCGCGUCUGGUGGUCUCUGCAUGCGUCACGUCGCGAAAUUGCAGAGUGUGUGACUGUGUCCUCGCGAAGGAUCAACCGGGCGAAGGAUCUCAUUAGACGAAACAGCCGUUCGUCUGCGAAAUGUACGCGUGAAAUGUCGCUGGACGUGCGCCGCGCGGCUUUCUCCCGACGAAGGGCAUUCUCUGGUUAGCGCGCGAUGUGCGAGGUAUCGAAGAGCCAACGCAGGACGUUCCGGGACCAGGACCCACCGCGAAUAUGCAACAAGAGCGCGGAGAACCUGCUGCGAGACGAGCUCGAGUUCUCGCGCUCGACCCCGAGCUCGCCGACGACCCUUCAGCGCGCCGUCAGCCUCGAGAAGUGCUUCAGCGAGCCUGAGUUCUUCCAGAAGCAGCGCGAGCUGCUCUCGAAACAUGAACAACGGUCGAAGGAUGGCGACGGUGAGGAAAACGUCAUCCCUGGCUCCGCACGUGUGGACGACGAUUCUGGGAGUACGGCCGCAAGCAUCGAGGAACUCUCGAAGGAAUUCUCCGCCAAAGUGCCUUCCCCUUGCGAGCAGGCGAGCGAGGUAGGAGCGAACAAUUGUGUCAAAGAAAAGUCUUUAGAAAGACAAAUCAAUCUUUUCGUCACAAUUUUCUCGUCAAUGUUUUCAUCAUCAUUUUUUCGCGAAGUCGACUCUGCAAGAAGAUUGUAA
Messenger RNA from Trachymyrmex septentrionalis, 1020 nucleotides. RefSeq lists its product as uncharacterized. The transcript is spliced from 3 exons. Bases 526 to 1020 code for a protein of 164 amino acids. The record is from RefSeq and is a predicted model, not a curated record. NCBI's taxonomy places the organism in Eukaryota, Metazoa, Arthropoda, Insecta, Hymenoptera, Formicidae.